AUGCCAACCCCUAGAUUAAGUCAACAAGAUUUUGAAAGAAUUGAAAGAAACCAACGCUAUCAUGUUAACGACCUUUUAAAAAGUUGUUUCAAUGUUUUAGGGGGCAAUUUUUACGAAAGCCUAGCCAAAAAUGUAGAAAUUUAUGUCAAUUCAGGUAGUGGUGAAAGCGGUCAAAAAGAACGCAGUAAUGAAGUUAAAAAAAAGUUGAUGGAAAUGUUUUUCAAUCCUGGUUCUCGGCAAAAUCUCCAAAAUGCUAUCACCAAAAUUGAACCCUAUUUUGAAGGUAGUCAGUCUGGAGCCUCGGGUAGAGCAAGAACCUUAUUUCGUAAUUUUAGAUAUUAUAACGAUAUGAUGUUUGGAGCCUUUGACCAUUUUGCUGAACACUUGGGUCGCACCCGUCGUGCGGGUCUUAAUUAUUCAGAUGGUCGUGAGCCUUCACCUAGGUUGGAAGCCGUGAAAGAGUAUUAUAGUCUGAUUUGUGUGGUGCGGGAAAUUUUGGCAACCAUAGAGCAAGAAAUUGGAAGGGAGCAAUUAAAUCGCAAUUUUGGUGAGGAAAGAGCAAGGCAAAUGUUUAAUGACAUUUUUGCGGAGGAAUUAUUGAGAGGUAGAGAAGGAGAAGUUCCGCCUUCUAAUCAAAAUAGAGGAGAAGGCAGUUUUAAUC
This is a messenger RNA of Racocetra persica, 661 nucleotides long. The record is from the annotation of a GenBank genome assembly. Lineage: Eukaryota; Fungi; Glomeromycota; Glomeromycetes; Diversisporales; Gigasporaceae.